Messenger RNA from Momordica charantia (bitter melon), 2924 nucleotides. Its product is annotated as BTB/POZ domain-containing protein. The record is from RefSeq and is a predicted model, not a curated record. Lineage: Eukaryota; Viridiplantae; Streptophyta; Magnoliopsida; Cucurbitales; Cucurbitaceae. Gene Ontology annotation, molecular function: protein binding.
GAAAGAAGCAGAUUUAGAAGAGAGAGAGAAGAGAGAGAGGAAGAGUCAUCUUCUUUAAUUCCUAAUUCUCCCUGUAUCUCUUGUCUUGUAUUUAUUGCCUUUCUCUUUCAGCUCUUUCUUCGCUGUGUUCUUGUGUCUUUUUCUCAUCUGCUGUCUCGUUUCCACCGCCAUUUUUAAUGUGGGGGUUUUAGUUUUGGUUUUUUUCUUUUGGGUUUUCCGCUGUUAACGUGAAAACCAAAAACCCCAAUUGUUUGAUUAAUUCGGUGAAGCCAAUGGAGUAAGCUAAAGGACAAUUUUUAUCGCUUGCAAUUUACAAUUAACCAGCGGGUACUUAUCAAUGGCUCUGCCCGCAUCCACAUCCACAACUACCUCCAACGCUACUACUACUAAUUCCACUUCUUCUUCUUCUUCUUCCUUUCAGAAUAACCAACCCACUAAGCUUAAGCGCCGCAAGUGCCGGAAUAUCACUGUUUCUGCUAAAUCUGAUUCGUUUUCCUCUUCUUCUUCUUCUUCCUCAUCUGGGUUUCAGGCUUUUUCCCAUAAGAAACUUGAUCGACCUGUGGUGAUUGUUUCUUCCGAGAAUUCAUGGUGUUGCCCCGCUUCUAGACCUACUGUGACCCCUUCUGUUCCUCCGCCGCCGCCGCCUCCUCCCCCGUCGCAAUCUCGCCGGAGGGGUACUUCUCCAACACCCACGAACGCGAGUGGAGCAUCGGAUUUGGUAAUCACGGCCUCUGGGUCCGAUUCGCCUUCUGCUUUUAGGGUACGGUUUUCUCCGGGCAGUGUUUCCCCGGUUAUGGACUUCACCACGUCUUCUUCCUCCACCGCCGCGUUUAAUGGCCACUCUGGAUCCAACCACGACGCUUUCCCUUCGAGCUUCUCGAAGUUCAACUCUGCUCUCACAGCUGGGCUUUUGAACCCAAUGUCGCCGCCGCCGUCCACUGAUAAAACCCGAUCGAGCCCCACCCUUUUUGAAAUGAUGGCCAGCGAGCCCGAUAUUCACCCUAGAACUUCUCAGAUCCCGCCGCAGAAUGCCGCUGUUUCCAUUCACAGGAACCAAAUUCCUGUUCAUGACAAGCAGGCCCUGAUGAUGCAGAGGAUUUCUGAGAUUUUGGGGUCUCGGAGCCCUGGAAACCAGUUCAAUGAUGCCUCCAGCAGUGAUAUUAAGCUCACAUUGAGCUCUAGAGAUGGGAUCAGUGUUUCGAUGAAUGUUCACUGGCAAAUUCUCGUUGCUCACAGCCGGUUCUUCGCGUUGAAACUGUCGGAACGCUGGGCGAAACAGCAGCGGUCACCAUCUCCGUACAUUGUGGAAAUUGCUGACUGUGAUGAUGUUGAAGUUUACAUUGAGACCUUGAAAUUGAUGUAUUGUAGAGAUCUCAGAAAGAAGCUGAUGAAGGAAGAUGUUCCCAGAGUUCUUGGAAUUCUGAAGGUUUCGGCUGCGAUCGGAUUCGAUGCAGGUGUUUUAUCGUGUUUGGAAUACUUGGAAGCUGCCCCAUGGGCCGAGGAUGAAGAAGAGAAGGUAGCUUCACUCUUAUCUGACCUUCACCUUGAAGGUGUUGCAGCAGGGGAAGUUCUGAAGAGGGUCUCAAUUGAAGUUACUAAUGGACCAGAAGAUGGCAAUGACAACGAAGAAGUGCUGCUCAAGCUUCUACAUGUAGUUCUUGAAGGAAAAGAUGAGAAGGCGAGGCGUGAGAUGAAAGGGUUGGUGUCGAAGAUGCUUCGCGAGAGUUCGUCGCAGAAUGACCUCCGAAAAGAAUCCUUGUAUUCAGCUUGUGAUGGUUGUCUGCAGUUGCUCCGCCAUCACUUUAUGCGGGCAGUUGGGUCAGACUUUCAGGGUGUUGGGGAGAUUGCUAAGCAGGCUGAUAAUUUGCACUGGAUUUUAGAUAUCUUGAUUGAUAGACAGAUAGCUGAAGAUUUUCUGAAAACUUGGGCAUCUCAAUCUGAAUUGUCAGCUGAACACUCUAAGGUGCCUGCUGUCCAUAGGUUUGAGAUCAGCCGAGUUACUGCUCGGUUAUUUGUAGGAAUUGGGAAAGGCCAACUUCUGGCUCCUAAAGACGUGAGAUAUCAGCUUUUGCAGACCUGGUUGGUGCCAUUUUAUGAUGAUUUUGGUUGGAUGAGGAGAGCGUCGAGAGGCCUCGAUCGCCACUUGAUUGAGGAUGGCCUUAGUAAUACAAUCCUCACUCUACCUUUAGCUUGGCAACAAGACAUAUUACUAGCUUGGUUCAACCGAUUCAUGAAUUCAGGCGAAGAUUGCCCAAACAUUCAAAGAGGGUUCGAAGUAUGGUGGAGAAGGGCCUUCUGGAGACGCAAUGGUGAACAGGAACGACCUCGACUAAUUCGAAUCGCCACCCCAUCGGCAGAGAACUCAUGAAGAGCAGCUGUGUCACAGUACAGAGAACUUAGUUUAUGACUAAUGGCCACGCGUAACUGGAACAGGCGUAUUCGGAGAGAUCAGGCAACCUACAAGAUGGGUGUACAGACUAGAGGGUAAUGCAGAAAGUGGUAUUGUUAAAACCGACGAGCGAAGAAUCGAUUGAUUGAGCAACCCAUCUUGGUGCACUGCUUGAUCGGGUUUCUUUGACAUACUGCAAGAAGAAAAAGGCAGAGGAACUGAAUGGAUUUGACUGUAAGUCUGAUGUUUAUUAGUUGAGUUUCAUAAGGCAUCAACUGUGUGGUGUUGGGAGUGGGCUGAGUUUCUGAAUAGAUAAGAGAUUUGAAGUUGAAAUCUGGUUUGGUGGUUGGUUUGAGAAUCAAGAGUUGUAUAUGGUCCUUUUUUUUCUAUUUUUAGAUGCAAUUGAUGGAUGCUGUUUGCAGCAUUAUUGGUGAAAGAACAUUAUUGCUGUCUGCUGUUUAUUGUUCCUUUCCCACUCUUCCAAAAAGUUUGCUUCCUCAAACUCUUUUGAAUCAAUAAUAUGCCAUUUUUAUCA